Messenger RNA from Hippopotamus amphibius kiboko, 3277 nucleotides. Its product is annotated as H-2 class I histocompatibility antigen, Q10 alpha chain-like. Bases 39 to 1337 code for a protein of 432 amino acids. The record is from RefSeq and is a predicted model, not a curated record. The transcript is spliced from 8 exons. Lineage: Eukaryota; Metazoa; Chordata; Mammalia; Artiodactyla; Hippopotamidae. Gene Ontology annotation, biological process: immune response. Gene Ontology annotation, cellular component: external side of plasma membrane.
ACGCGUCCUGCGCUCGGCCGGCGUCCGGCGUCGGCACCAUGCCGCUGGCCCCACAGCUGGAGAUGGACGCCCCGGGGACCCGCGCCCUGGGGCGGCGCGUGAGACCGGCGACCAGGCAGCCGCAGAGGCCCGGGAGUGUGCGGGACUGGCGGUCGCCGCCGCCAUCACCACUGCUGCUGCUGCUGCUUCUGUUGGGACUGGUGCCGGAGAGCGCGGCAGAGAGUCCCUGGGGGCUGCCCUUGGUGGCUGAUGGCCCGGCUGCCAGGGCAAAGGAGGUGAUGGCAGAACUGGCACACCUGAAGUUGGAGGAGACGCCAUGGCCUAGAGGGACGCACUCUCUCCACUACUACUACCUGGCCCUAUCAGAGCCAGGCCCGAGCCUCCCUAGGUUUCUGGCUGUUGGCUACGUGGACGACCAGCCCUUCAUCCGAUACGACUCACGUGUGGACAGGGCCGAGCCCCAGGCCCCGUGGAUGACGCCACUGGAUGCCCAGUACUGGGAGGUGGAGACCGAGAAGCAGAGGUUCUGGGCGGCGGUGCAGGAGGUGGAGCUGUGGACAGUGAUGGGCUACCACAACCACAGCGGCGGUGUGCACAGUGCACAGCGCAUGUUCGGCUGUGAGGUCCGGGAAGACGGCCGCUCCAACGGCUUUUGGCAGUUUGGCUUCGACGGGCAGGACCACCUGUCCCUCGACCUGGAAACUCUGAGCUGGGUGUCCGCUGAGCCCGUGGCCGUGCGGACCAAGCGCUGGUGGGAGACAGAGCGCUGCUACGCUGAGUACGACAAGGCCUACCUGGAAGGCCUCUGCCUCAGCUCCCUGCACAGAUACCUGGAGCUGGGAGGCCAGAGAUUCAGCCAGAGAGAGCCCCCCACAGUGCGGGUGACAAAGCACUCGGCCGAGGACGGGGGCACCACCCUGAGGUGCUGGGCCCUGGGCUUCUACCCACAAGACAUCUCACUGAGCUGGUGGCUGGGCGAGAAGAAGCUGACUCGAAAGCCUCUGUAUGUGGAGACACGCCCCAGUGGGGACGGCACCUAUCAGACGUGGAUGGCCGUGCAGGUGCCAGCUGGGGAGGAGACCCAGUACACCUGCCAUGUGCAGCACUCCAGCCUGAACCACACGCUCAUCGUGUCCUGGGAAUCGCCCUCUUAUCAUGGACUUAUUGCCAAGGUUCUCUCUCCCAUCCUGGUUUUGCUGGUGGUUGGUGGUGCUGUGAUCUUAACCAAGUACCUUCAAGCCAGGAAAAAGAAAUCUUACACGCAAGCCCCAGGUGGAGAGGACCCCCAUGAUUCCCAGAGCGCAGCAAGAGCAGGGCCUGCUCAGUCCAUCUGCUGACAGAAGUUCACCAUCACAGAUCAAGGAGAUGUUUUGUGAGGUGUUUGCACUGGCUGGCUGGUAUGAAAUCUGACUGUGCAGGGCCCACCCUGCCCCCAAACUGAGCCCUCCUCACCCCCAUCAGCCUUGUUAUAAGCAGUCUGUGCCACUAAGAUGGCUUUGCCAUCUUCCUGAAGUGCUUUUAAAGGUGUAAUUAUUUCCUGUUUUGGGGGUGGGGAGGAGGGCAGUAGUAAUUCCUCAACUCCUUUUACACUUGGCAGUUUGCAAAACGAUUUCAUGUUAAGUGUAAAUCCCACCGGAGCCUCUCAGGCGCCCUGUGAGUUUGGCGAUGUUGUUCUCAUUCCCACGUCCCCGACGUGAAGACCAAGGGUCUGGGCAGGCAGGGAAGAGGCAGAACAACAGGCAGAGUUACAGGGGCAGCGUCCUGCGUGCGUCCGCCAGCAUCGGGAAGAGAUGGCUGGAUGCCUGCCUCCUUACAAGUGUGUCCUUCUAUGUGUGUAUAACCCCCUUUUGUAAAGAUUAGCGUGUCGGGGCUGUGAGGGCGUAGGGGAGGUGGUAAGGGUGGGUGCGUGUGUAUGUGAGGGUGAGGGUGUGUGGGUGUGUAAGUGUGAGGGUGAGAGGAUAUACGGGAUGUGUGUGAGGGUGAGUGUAUGGUGGUGUGUGGGUACCUUGUGUAUAUGAGGAGAAGCUGAGAGAGACAGGUGCCUGGGGCCCUGUUCGUUGGUCCCGGGCAGCUGGAGGAUGAGAAACAACACAGGCCUCAUUUUCCAUUAUUUCCUGUCCUUUUGAAUGGUUUGAAUUUUUACAAUAAGCACGUGUUACCUUUACAAUAAGGGAAAGACCCCUUUUCACUGUGUCCUGUGGAAAUGCUUGUGAAGGAUAUGUCUGGAGAAGGCCCAACCUCACCUUUGCAUUUUCAGUGGAGCCAUUUGAUGUGCUAGGGGCUGGGACUCCAGAGCCCUGGCAGAGAGAGGGAGCGCUCCACCGUCAUAAAGAACACGGGGCCAGACCCCUCCCAGGGCACCCUCUGCCUCCCCUUCAGCUGACCCCAAGGUGUGACAGAGCUUCCUGUGCAGACUUUUGAAACCUCCGUGUCUGCAGCCCUGGGAGGCUCUGAGCCCAAGGAUGUGAACAAUUGUGAUACUAGAAAAAGAUUCAGCCUGCCCCGGUGACCUGCAAGACCUCAGCCGUGAGCUCGUAAUUAUCAGACUGUACUGAACACGUGUCUUAAAUGUCUGUCUUUCUCAGUGAUGUUCUCAUGUUCUGUAUAUGCUGUGCGAACCACAUCCUAAGCAUGGUUCUAAGCACUUUACUGUAUAAGCUGUUUAAUCUUCAAAGCACACCUGUGCAGGGAAAUUCAUACUCCUGUGCUACAGGUGAGGAAACUGAGGCUCAAGGUCCCACAGCUGGUUCAUGGCAGGGCUGGGAUGUGAGGCCAGGCAGUCUGGCUGCAGCCUGGGCACCUCACCACUGCACCAAAAGCCUCCAUAACUCAUGCUGUUCUGUAAAUGGGCGAGUAAGUACAGGUCUGCAAUCCCUUAUCUGCAAUUCUGAAAUCCAAAAAAAAAAAACCAACUCUAAAAGCCAGAAGUUGCUUCCUAACUGUCAUGAAAGCCUGUCGUGGGAGAGGGGCAGGAGAAAAGCAAAAAACAAACAAACAAAAUCAGCCCCAGAGUGAAGUGAGGUUAUUCAUACUCUUUGUUUACUUCCCGUAGUGUGCCUUUUCGCAAUUUUCCACAGAAAUGCUGAUGUGGGGGAUUAUGGGGUGUCAUCCCAGACCCCUUCAGUAGUGCUACGUAAUAUUCAGCCUCCACACCUUGGUACCUUUCUAAAGCCCAAAGAAUUCAAAAUUCUGAAAUACAUCUGGCUCUAAGGGUUUCGGGUAAGGGAUUGUGGACCUGUAUUAAUAAGGUUUUGUGGAAAUAAACAUGUUUUAUAUU